Molecule: messenger RNA, 352 nt
Organism: Cuscuta europaea
Lineage: Eukaryota; Viridiplantae; Streptophyta; Magnoliopsida; Solanales; Convolvulaceae
Source: the annotation of a GenBank genome assembly
GAAAUCAUUGGGUGUUGGUCGCCAUCGACAUGGCGGCUGAAACGAUUUACUACCUAGAUUCCUUGGGAGGAAUUCCAUCGAAGGAUUUGGAGGAAAUCAUGAAUCAAGGGGUGACGAUUAAUCAUGCCCAAAAAUCCAAGAAAAGGUUGAAUUUAAAAUGGGUGAGAGUGAUGUGCCCUAAGCAAACAGGAGGAGUUGAGUGUGGUUACUUUGUGAUGAAGUACAUGAAGGAUAUUGUAUCUGACGUGAAUCGUUUGAAACAGAAUUUCUCUACCGUCAAGGAGUAUACCGAAGAUGAUAUUUAACAAGUGCGUGAGGAGUGGGCUUUGUAUGCUGCUACUUUGAUAAAAAA